CAUUUACUUUGCUUUGCGAGCUACCAUAGCAAAGAUUUUGGUUGUAGGUGUACUAUGAUAAACCACAUAUGCAUGCAACUUACAGGUGUAACAUGAAGUAGGUGAAGACAUGGGAGAUCCAUCAGUUAGUGUGAACGUUGAAGGUGAGAAGGAGGAGACAAAAGGGUGGAGAAACGGUGUGAAAAAGGUAGGAAAUUGGCUGAAGCAUAGGGAUAAAGAUGAAUUGAUGAAGGACAUGAGGGGUAACCUGAGUUUGGUGGCGACGGUAAUCGCAACAAUUACCUUUCAAAGUGCUCUAAAUCCACCAGGUGGCGUUAUACCGGCAAAAGAGGGUGGUGGAGGACCGGUGGUUUGUGAAGGUGAUGAUGAUCAGAGACAUCCAUGUCCUGGAGAAUCUGUCUUGGCUUAUGCAUUUACACAGGAUUAUACCUACUUCCUUAUUUGGAACACAACAUGUUUCAUAUCAUCCUCUGCUGUUUGUCUCUUGCUGGUUAGUGGAUUCCCUCUAAACCACAGAUUUUUCACCUGGCUUUUGUCAAUCGGCAUGUGCAUCACCAUCACUAGUCUUGCUCUAACCUACAUGUUUGGUGCUACACUCGUUACCCCUGAUCCUGUUUGGUAUAAAUCCUCCUCCAUGUUUCAAAAUGUUUUUUAUAUUUGGAUAACGCUGCUAGGACUCGUUGCUCUUCUUCUUUGCCUGCGUUUCUUUGUUUGGAUUCUCACUAAAUGGAUUACCAGACCCAAACACUGAGAUAUCAAACACUUCAGAGACCUAAAACUCCAUCAGCUUGGUUAUAUAUGAAUAAAUAAAUGAAUUUCCAUGUUUCAAUAAUGCUUGGUUUUAUUUUUAAACAUCAAAACACCCAAAAACGUUGCAAUCUCGAGGUUCAUAAAGCAAACAAGACAUACAAUGUUUUCGGUGUUUUGAUGUGUGUGUCAAUCUUCUGUCGCCUUGUGUUUUGGUUAUGAAGAAGCUCUUGUGCCUUGUUACUUUCUUUCAUGGGUUUUCCCGAGAGAUUGAUGUUACUUUACUGAUCGAAUUUAAAAUGGAAUUUGCAUGUUAAGAUA
Messenger RNA from Vigna unguiculata (cowpea), 1068 nucleotides. RefSeq lists its product as uncharacterized. The record is from RefSeq and is a predicted model, not a curated record. Lineage: Eukaryota; Viridiplantae; Streptophyta; Magnoliopsida; Fabales; Fabaceae. Gene Ontology annotation, cellular component: plasma membrane.